CCCCUCCGCCGCCCGGCGCCCGCGCUGCAGGAAGGAGGUGCCCGCUCUCAGCCGCGCCUGCCCCAGCGCGCCGAUCCGCACCAUGCCCCGCAUAGAUGCCGACCUCAAGCUGGACUUUAAGGAUGUCCUGCUCCGACCCAAGCGGAGCAGCCUCAGGAGCCGAGCCGAGGUGGACCUUGAGCGUACCUUCACAUUUCGAAACUCAAAGCAGACCUACUCAGGGAUUCCCAUCAUUGUGGCCAACAUGGACACCGUGGGGACAUUUGAGAUGGCAGUGGUGAUGUCACAGCACUCCAUGUUUACAGCAGUUCAUAAGCACUAUACCCUGGAUGACUGGAAGCUCUUUGCUGCUCAUCACCCAGAAUGUCUGCAGCACGUAGCCGUGAGUUCGGGCAGUGGGAAGAGCGAUCUGGAAAAGAUGAGUGGCAUCUUGGAAGCGGUGCCGCAGGUCAAGUUUAUUUGCCUGGAUGUGGCCAACGGGUACUCAGAACAUUUUGUGGAGUUCGUGAAGCUGGUGCGUGCCAAAUUUCCAGAACAUACCAUCAUGGCAGGGAACGUGGUAACAGGGGAGAUGGUGGAAGAGCUUAUUCUUUCUGGAGCGGACAUAAUCAAAGUGGGUGUCGGACCAGGUUCCGUGUGUACCACCCGCACCAAGACGGGGGUGGGCUACCCCCAGCUCAGUGCUGUGAUCGAGUGUGCGGACUCUGCCCACGGCCUGAAGGGUCACAUCAUCUCCGAUGGAGGCUGCACGUGUCCAGGAGAUGUCGCCAAAGCCUUUGGAGCUGGAGCAGAUUUUGUCAUGCUGGGCGGGAUGUUUUCAGGCCACACCGAGUGUGCCGGGGAGGUGAUCGAGAAGAAUGGGCAGAAGCUCAAGCUCUUCUACGGGAUGAGCUCCGAAACAGCAAUGAAGAAGCAUGCAGGAGGGGUCGCUGAAUACAGAGCGUCUGAGGGCAAGACUGUGGAAGUGCCUUACAAGGGGGAUGUAGAAAACACUAUUCUGGAUAUUCUUGGGGGACUGAGGUCUACCUGCACUUAUGUGGGGGCCGCCAAACUCAAAGAGCUCAGCAGGAGGGCAACGUUCAUCCGGGUGACCCAACAGCACAACACGGUGUUCAGCUAACCUUGAGGAUGAGGUGACGUCCAGCUCGUGGAAGCUUCCACUCACACCUGCUUUCCCACCUCCCUCCUGUUACAUCAGAGUUUCUGGCUGUUCUGAGUGGUGGACGACUGCCUCCUGCUCCCCUACCCGCACCCUGGAGGCUCUGGGGCUCCCCUCGUGCCUUCGGGGGGCCCAGAAGAGGGCCCUGACCCAGUCCGUGGUCAGAGCCCAGCUGCCUGGAACUCAUAACCUCAUUGUUAAAACUAACUCACCUCUUUCUUUCUCUCUCUUUUUUUUUUUUUUUAAAGAAAAAUGGUUUCACUUUAAUAUAAUGCAAUUAUCUUAAGACUUGGUGGAGUGCUGGAGUUUGCAUUUGCAGGAAACAAGUUGUCAGGGGAGCUGGGGGUUUUCUACCUUUUUCCCACGCUGGGCUCUUAGCAUUCAGGGCUGGGGUGUUGGAGGAGGAGAGGGCAGGGGAGGGUCGGGCUGGCCAGAGUAACUGGCGUCCCCUCCUCCGCUUUUGGUUGCUAGCGAAGAACAAAAGCGCCUGACUAGACACAUGAACUUGGAGGGGCCUCACUGCAGAUACUCACAAGGUGUGGCGACCCGUUUCCAGGACCUGAGUUACACAUGCCUUUGGGGAGUAGACAUCUGUCACUGUGAGGUCCAGGUUGCUCUGGGGACGCUGUCCCUGUCCUGAUUUUUCAUCGACUUUUGUUGUGCUUCAGCUCUUUCCUCCUUGGUCCCAACCUGUCGGGCUGGCUUCCCUCUUAAAGAGAUGACACGUGAUUUUGAAGUUCAGUAGGACUGAACCUAUUCAAUAGGAUAACCUUUUAUUGAGAGGUUGUCCAUCAAAAAAUUGGCGAGUGGCAUCCUUACUGAAAGACAGUAAAAACCUUGACCAGCGGCUUUCUAAAAGCCUUUGGUUUAAAAAUACGAGAACUAUUCCCUUGUCCAGGCCAUUACUACUUUGGAGGCAGGUGGUGCUGUAUAAAAUGGUCAGUUCACGGACUGGGAACAGGGGGGCGUUUUCUUGGAGAAAGGACCCCUGGCUGGGGAGGAAGCCUGCAUCUGCCCACCGCAGCCCUCGUUUCCACAGUGAACUUGGAUGCAUUGAUGAGGACUGGCCACUUCUGAAGCGAUGCUUGAGCAACACGACUGGAAAGUAAAUGCAGACCAGGAUGUUUUACUUUAUUUUCUUCUGCACGAGGCUUAGAGAAGCAGACCCAGGAGUAAAAUUUUCCUUGAGAAAGCCAACGAUUACCCUGGAGUAGAGAAGGGUCAUGCGGUGCUACUGUAUAAGGACAAAUGAAUUGCCUGAGGUCCAUGGUGAUGGCCACCAUCCGGAGAAUCCAUCCAAACCAUAAAAGCUCCAGGAAAUUACAGGUCCCUUGUGAGUUUCUUAAGAAUACAUCUAAAGGCCCAGCAAUUUGAAAUCCGUUGUAAUACUUUUCUCCCUCGAUCCAUUAAGAAUAAUUCCUGCACUUGCAGAAACAUGCACUGGCCACGCUUUGGAGCUGAAGGUCUGGAGGGUGUUUAACGUAGAGCAAGACGUGGGGUUUUGUGGAGGCACCCCACCUUUCCUGUUGGCUUGUCUGAGGUGGGAGUCCCACAGCCCUCCCGGGGAAGAUGUUUUCUACUCAAGUCCUUGUUUUAAGAGAUUCCUUGUUGCAAAAUAAGGGAGCUUGAAAAGAAAAGGAAAGGUCUUAAAUGCAUUCAAAAGGGACCAGGGGUAGUAAGGGACCUUUGCGGGCACACCCGUGCUUUAGCUCACCAGUGUCCCCCUCUCUCACCUCUGGGUCCUGUGCUAUACACCCAGAGGGCUCUGGGGGGGGGCGGGGGGGACACCCAUCGGCCCACUAGAGGCUGUGUGCUUUGCAGCCCUGUGCCCACUUUAUCCAUCUUGUGUAACGAUUUUGCACACUGUCCGCUCUUCGUUUCCACGAGCAGGCCCUUUGCUCACCUAAGUUCUUAGGGAAGUGAACCACUUUGAAGCAGAGAUUUUGCAAAAAAGCACCCUGAAGGCUCCAUUAUGCUUUGCCUUAUAAGUUCGUCUCUGUCUCGAACAGCUCGUGGGCCCGGGAGCCUGUACCAGAGGGUCCUCAGACCUGGGCUCACGCGGGAGGCUUGAGGGCCUGCUGCACCCUCACGCCUUCCCGUGCAGGAGAAGUGGGGGUAGGGGGUGGGAGGUGAUGCCCUUCACCUUGGGCUGCUCCUGCCGUGCUUCUACUGGUUUCAAGGCCUGCCUCUUGCAGAGUGUGGAACACAGCUUCCCCCCUCCCCCCUAAUUUGAACAGUUGAGGGAAGUCUAGAGCCAUUGGGGCCCAGACCUCUGAGAACGGUUAGCAUCUGAUACUAAAUCAGCAGGGAAGGCGGUGACUCAGACUCGCCCACAGCAUGGGGCUCCUCGGCCGGACUGCUCUGGAGGAGGAGGACCCUCGCGUGGCCACAAGGUUCUCCUGGUCCCCGAUGGUGUCAUGCACAUUCUCUUGGCACUGACAUGCACAGCGUGUCGGGACUGCAACUCUGAGCCCCAAGAGGAAAGUCCGGGUGCAGUACCCCCGGCGUCUAAGCAGGAAGGCAGCCAAGGGAAGGAGUUAUCUACACCGCCCCCCCCACCCCGGUUCAAUGACAAUUCUGAAUUUAGCACUGAGAAUUCUCUUGCACCUCUGCAGAAUCUUAAAGCUUGAAGGACUUUAUAGCCACAUGUGCCGAUGGGGGCAUAGGGGCUCCCCUGCAUGGCUCCUGGGGGAACUGCUUUCUGGGACACCUGCUAAGAGUGGGCACAGUGCACCCCUGCGGUGCAGUGCUCUUUGAGACGAGGGGGCUCUGCUGUUCGCAUGCAUGCCGGGAGCCCCCUGGCUUGUGGAGUUUUUUGGUUUUUGUUUUUAAAAAGAUUUAUUUAUUCAUUCAUGAGAGAGGCAGAGAAGAGGCACAGGCAGAGGGAGAAGCAGGCUCCAUGCAGGAAGCCCAAUGCGGGACUCGAUCCGGGGACUGCAGGAUCAUGCCCCAAGCCGAAGGCAGAUGCUCAACCGCUAAGCCACCCAGGCGUACACCCCACCCACUUUUUUUUUUUUUUAAGAUUUUAUUUAUUUAUUGCUUGUGGAGUUUUUAUCAGGCAUGAACUGAAGGAAAUGCGAAGGAACUUUCCACAUCAGACCACUAACCAGCGUUCAGCAACACUGUUCCAGAAUGUGUCAAUGAUGCUACAUGAGUCCCAUGAAGCUGCCAAAUGCUGUUUAGAAACAAAUCUCUCUUGUCAACAGCAUUGUUCAGAUAGGAGAAAUAAAACGUGAACUGAAUAAGUCAAAA
Messenger RNA from Canis lupus familiaris (dog), 4411 nucleotides. It is a transcript of the gene GMPR, whose product is annotated as guanosine monophosphate reductase. Lineage: Eukaryota; Metazoa; Chordata; Mammalia; Carnivora; Canidae. Gene Ontology annotation, cellular component: GMP reductase complex. The transcript has 9 exons. Gene Ontology annotation, molecular function: GMP reductase activity. Gene Ontology annotation, biological process: nucleotide metabolic process. The coding region runs from base 83 to 1120 and encodes 345 amino acids. The record is from RefSeq and is a predicted model, not a curated record.